Molecule: messenger RNA, 2040 nt
Organism: Theileria annulata
Lineage: Eukaryota; Apicomplexa; Aconoidasida; Piroplasmida; Theileriidae
Product: long-chain-fatty-acid--coa ligase, putative
Exons: 10
Coding region: 1-2040 (679 amino acids)
Cellular component (GO): endoplasmic reticulum; membrane
Molecular function (GO): long-chain fatty acid-CoA ligase activity
Source: RefSeq, a predicted model, not a curated record
AUGGUUCCAAAUGAGGCGGACUUCCCUGGAUUCUAUUCCGUUCCGAUUGUUGGCAGCGAGAAAGAAGGUUUUAGUCCAGUAUACAGACACCCUAAAUACGAGAAAGUACUAGAUGCAUCACACUAUGGUGAUUUCAAAACUUCUUGGGAUCUUUUCCAAGCUGGAUUGAAAAGAAACCCAGACGCUCCAUGCGUAGGAAAAAGAGAACGGCUUCCAGAUGGAAAACUAGGAAAUUUCCAAUUUAACACAUACUCGGAAUUCUUCCAAACCACUAAAAUAGUGGGCAGUUCCCUCGUUAAUCAUAACCUAGUGAAGGAACAAAAAGUAUCUCACGGUUCCACUCAGUUAACCUGUAAAUUAGUUGGGCUAUUUCUCCCAAGCUGUGAAGAGUGGCUGCUUCUAGAGCAAGCAUGCUGUGGUUACGGUUUUACACUAGUUCCAAUCUAUACAACCCUAGGAACUGAAUCUAUCCUAUUCGUAUUAUCCAACACGGGGCUUGAAUUGUUAUUUUGUACGGAGGACAACGCAGAAAAACUCUUUGAAGUCCUCUCGUUGUCAAAAACCAAGUUACCACUAAAAAAUUUGGUGCUUGUUAACUCAACAUCAGUUAAUGAGAAACUAUUAAAUAACCCACACAAUCUUAAUUUUAUGCUUUGGUCUGAUUUUUUGAAAAAGGGAAAGGAGAAUGAAUUGGAGCCAUCGCCAGGUCAUCCCGACUCCCUUAAUAUAAUUUCGUAUACCUCCGGAACAACGGGCUCCCCAAAGGGUGUUAUGAUCACACAUAAAAAUUUCAUUGACACUGUAUUGGUAACUGUGGAAGGAGUGUGCAGACCGAUGGGAGUAGACGAAAGCUACUUCUCCUGCCAUCUCAGCUACUUACCAAUGGCCCACAUGUUCGAAAAGGACUUUGUUAAUGCAGUUUUCUAUUUUGGAGGAAAAGUUGGAAUCUACUCAGGGGACGUUAAGCUUAUACUCGAUGAUCUGCAGACACUCAAACCAACACUGUUCAUCAGUGUACCACGCCUCUAUCAAAGAAUACAUGACAAGAUCCUCUCAGGAGUUCAAACUAAAUCAGGACUCAUCCGAUACCUCUUCUCCAGAGGACUUGAAUCCAAAAUGAACAGAAUCAGAAACCAAGGAGUUUAUACACAUAGAUUCUAUGACAAAUUGAUAUUCGACAAAGUUAAUAGAUUAUUGGGAGGGAAUUUGAAGUGGAUGUUCGUUGGCUCAUCAUGUUUGAGCGAAAUGGUAAUUGAUAGAGUUAGAGCAAUGGUAGGAAAGCCCUUGUUUUGGGGUUAUGGACUGACUGAGUGCUGUGCAGGAGCAUUUGUACAAAAUAUAAAUGACAGAAACCCAUUGAACCUAGGAGGACCCUCACCAGGAUUCCAGUUCAGAAUAAGGUCAAUCCCUGAACUAAAUUAUUUUGUGGACAAAAAACCAAUUCGAGGAGAGCUUCUUUUAAGAGGAACAAAUGUAUCAAUAGGAUAUUUCAAGAUGGAAGAAAUGACCAAAGAAGUAUUUCAAGACGGCUGGCUUUAUACAGGAGACGUUGUUGAGCUCAUGGAAAAUGGCAGUGUUAAGGUUAUUGACCGCAUUAAGCAGGUCUUCAAACUAUCACAAGGCGAGUACGUAGCACCUGAGUUCGUGGAAUCGGCACUCAACUCUUGCAUCUACAUCGCACAGUCGUACGUGGUUGGAAACUCAGACGAGAACUACCCACUCGCAGUGGUUGUCCCAGACGAGGAGGCACUUAAAAACUGGAAAAAAAACAAUGGAUUGACAAAAUCAACCCUGAGUGAACUGUGCAAAAAUCCACAAUUCAAAAAGUUUUUAUUCAACGAGUUGGAAAAUGUGAUGACGAAAUCAAAUGUAAAGGGAUAUAACAGAGUUAAGGACAUCUAUCUACACGACGAGCUCUUUUCAGUGGAAAAUAAUCUAUUAACAGUAACCUUCAAACUCAAAAGAAACUUCCUGAGACAAAAAUUCCAAAAUGAGAUCGAUCAAAUGUAUGCAUCGCUCAAAAAUUCAGCUGAAUUGUAA